This is a messenger RNA of Gymnodraco acuticeps, 1277 nucleotides long. Its product is annotated as GDP-L-fucose synthase-like. Gene Ontology annotation, molecular function: GDP-L-fucose synthase activity. The transcript is spliced from 10 exons. Bases 73 to 1050 code for a protein of 325 amino acids. Lineage: Eukaryota; Metazoa; Chordata; Actinopteri; Perciformes; Bathydraconidae. Gene Ontology annotation, biological process: nucleotide-sugar biosynthetic process. The record is from RefSeq and is a predicted model, not a curated record.
CUGCCACUCUUUACCAUCAAUGCUCUUUACACCGACUCCAUCAGUCCGUGUAGUUUAAAUUACAGCUAACAGAUGAACUGUCAGAGUGAUCACUCCGCUCCUCUGAGGGUGUUGGUGACAGGAGGGUCUGGCUUGGUGGGCAGGGCCAUACAGCAUGUGGUCAGAGAGGAGGGGGGAGCCAAGGAGGGGGAAGAAUGGAUAUUCCUCUCCUCCAAGGAUGUCAACCUGAUGAACAUGGAGGAGACACGGACGGUGUUUGAAAAACAUCGGCCAACACACGUCAUUCACCUGGCUGCUAUGGUUGGGGGUCUUUUCAAGAACAUGAAAUACAACCUGGACUUUUGGAGAAACAAUAUCUACAUCAAUGAUAACGUGCUGCAGGCGGCACAUGAAGUCGGCGUGGUCAAAGUUGUUUCCUGUCUGUCCACCUGCAUCUUUCCUGAUAAGACCACCUACCCUAUCGAUGAAACCAUGAUCCACAACGGUCCACCUCAUGAGUCGAACUUCGGCUAUGCUUAUGCAAAGAGGAUGAUUGAUGUUCAUAACAGGGCAUAUUUCCAUCAGUAUGGGCGUUGCUUUACAGCUGUCAUUCCCACGAAUGUGUUUGGUCCCCAUGACAACUUCAGCAUUGAGGACGGCCAUGUGCUGCCAGGCCUCAUACACAAAGCUUACAUUGCUCAAAAGGAGGGGAAGCCCCUGGUGGUCUGGGGCUCCGGAUCCCCAAGAAGACAGUUCAUCUACUCUUUAGACCUGGCUCGUCUCUUCCUGUGGGUCCUGAGGGAGUAUCCAGAGGUCGAUCCAGUCAUUCUCUCUGUUGGAGAGGAAGAAGAAGUGUCCAUCAAAGAGGCAGCAGAAGCAGUUGUACAAGCACUGGACUUUAAAGGAGAAGUUGUGUUUGAUACCAGUAAAGCAGACGGCCAAUUCAAAAAGACAGCCAGCAAUGCUAAGAUGCACCGAUACCUGCCAGAGUUCACCUUCACACCAUUCACACAAGCUUUAAAAGAAACUUGUGAUUGGUUUGUUGCCAACUAUGACUCAGCGCGGAAGUGAAAACACCAACAAGUUUGUGCCCCCUCUGUUGGAAGAUGUGGAGGAGAACAAAGGGGUACAUGUGGGAGAUGUUACAGAAUGAAUCCGUCAGUUUGAGUCUGUUACUCAGAGCUGGAAUGAAUAUCUCACUUUGAAAUCAAGUCUGCAACACCAUACUGUGUAACUGUAUGUUGAUUUGUUUCACUAUGCUGGUGUUAAUCAUUAAAAUGUUUAAUUGACUGCAUUAA